This is a messenger RNA of Spodoptera exigua (beet armyworm), 775 nucleotides long. The record is from the annotation of a GenBank genome assembly. NCBI's taxonomy places the organism in Eukaryota, Metazoa, Arthropoda, Insecta, Lepidoptera, Noctuidae.
GACCCUCAGCACUAAUUAUUAUCGACAGUUACAGCUAGUAUAAACUAGAUUUAUCAGUUACCUAAGCUCCAUAAAUACCAAUCGAUAUGCUAGUACAUGACCAGAGACGUAUCGAUUGGGUUAACGAAAAGACAGAAUCGAAAUAUUUGAGAAGGACAAUGAGCAACUCGCACUUGAAGAAGGCAGUUUGUGUAACUGCUGUCGGUAUAAUAGUAUCGGUGAUGGCGCUUUCCGAUGUGAAUCAACGCUGUAUAGCAGAGAAUAAUGGCACCAUAUCGAACGACUUCCUACUUGGAACUUGGUACUUCGUCUACCAAUUUGAUCACAUUGGUCCAAUUCCAACAUGCACUUGUCCUAACACCACAUUCACAAGACCUACAGAAGAAGAACUCAGUGGAUACCGAGCUAAAUAUGGUUCAUAUGAUCUUCCUCACAAAAUUACCGAAGAUUCACUUGUUGCCGAUAGAGGAUAUAUUAAGGGUUUAAUUCUUGGAGGCUUAGAAACGAAGACGUAUAUAAUCGACCCUAAGUCUGUGAUGAGCAGUGGUCCUGAAGGGUACGAAGUGUAUGUCUACAGGCGUAUCAAUGAAAAAUUUGCGUUCUUCUGGCGCUGUGCCAUGAGAGGACAUGUUCGAUAUCUGAUGACAAACGACAGGAAUGCCACUGAAGAAGAAAAGCAGCUUGCCAUUAAAGACCGAAGUGAAGUAUUCAACAUGCUAAUUCGAAAAUAUUGUGUUGAUAUCUGUUACUAAUAAAUAAACACAGCUUAAACUAC